UAUAGGUGUUGGACUGUGACCAGCUGCCUUCACCCCACCAUCAGGAGGCAUCUAGUUGUCCUGGGUCUGUCUCUGGGUCUGGUGCUGCCCAUGCUGUGAUGCUUCCUUCUGGCCAUCACGCGCAUGCAUCACCCAGAGGUCAGUCUGCUAACACCCCUUCUUGCGUGCGUUCACAGGUUUUGCUGUCGUCUGUAGUUCCAGAGACAACUGUUCAAAAUCCUGUUGUAAAUAAUUUUGAUGAAGAUAAAACAAUUUUACACAACGAUGAUACAAUUUUAGACUCUGUCCUAGGAUCAUUUCAUCAGGGCGAUGGGCGUUUUAAAUAUGGGGGAGUUCAGUGUGCAGCUAUUACUGUUGUUGCUUUAACAAAGCACAAACAGAAGAGUGUUUUCUCUUGGGAUUUUGCCGUGUUGGAUAACGUUGUUGAGUUAGGAGAUGAGCUGUACACAGAUUUGCGCGACAACAAGAAGAUUAGAGGUGGACAUGAGUUUCUCUCUGUUCCAGACUUGCCAAAGGAAAUUGACAUGGAAGAACAGAGUUUUAAGCUUGUUUACGGGGAUUUCGUUUUAGGAGAUGUAGAUGUAGCUGAAGGCGAGUUAAUAGAUGCUGGUGUGUACACUCCUCUCCUGGAUGGAUUGAAGAAGAUGUGCACACAGCAUGAAACUUGCAUUAUGACAUUAAGUGGCAAUACUUGUGCUAUCAUUUGUGAUAAUGGACGUUAUGCUGUAGUAGAUUCCCAUGCACGCUCCGCAGAUGGCAUGGUAGACCCGACAGGACAGAGUGUAGUUCUGUACUUUGCGAACCUUGAUAAUGUUUUUCAACAUUUUCAGAGAUUUGCUAGUGAACUGGUGGGAUCUCAGAGGUUAUUUGAGAUCACUGGAGUGGAUAUUGUUCAGAUGGACACAUUUAAACAUGUAUCUGAACAAACAGAUGACAUUGACAUAAACCCUGUUAUUUUUGUUAGUGAUGCUAGUACUAAAGAUUUUCAUUUCAGUCCCGUUUCUACAGACGUGUCACAGGCGUUGAGUAAAUGUCUGAAUGUGAAGUCUGCGAUGGUUGAUGAAUCAUCUCCUGUUCCUUCAUGUAGCACAAGUGUGGUUAACGUUGAUGAUGACAACAGUAUUGUAAACAAUUAUACAAUUUUAAGCUCACUUACAGGAUCAUUUAAUCAGAGCGAUGGGCGUUUUAAAUAUGGCGGCGUUCAGUGUGCAGCAAUAAGUCUUGUUGCUUUAACUAAGCACAACAUACAAAGUGUUUUUUCAUGGGAUGUUGCCAUGUUAGACAAUGUUGUUGUUUUGGGCGAUGAGCUGUACACACAUUUACGUGACAGUAAUCUAAUAAGUGCUGGGAAUGUGUUUCUUUCUGUUCCAGAAUUGCCAAAGGAAAUCGUCAUGGGCAAACAGACUUUUAAGUUGAAUUAUGGCGAUUUUGUUUGUGGAAAUGUAGAUAUCGUUGAAGGCGAACUUAUAAAUGCUGGAGUGUACACUAGUCUUUGGGAUGGUUUGAAUAAGAUGUGUACACAAUAUGAAACAUGUUUUAUUACACUUGGAGACAAUACUUGCGCUUUACUUAGUGAAGAUGGACAUUAUGCUAUUGUUGAUUCACAUGCUCGUUCUGCAGAUGGAAUGGUUGACCCAAACGGUAAAAGUGUAAUUCUAUACUUUAGUAGUCUUGACAAUGUUUUUAGAUAUAUUCUGAGGUUUGCCAGUAAAUUAAAUGGAACUCAGAAGUUGUUUGAGAUUAGUGGAGUUAACAUUGUUCAGAUGGACACAUUUAAAAAUGUUUCUGAACAAACAAGGUUGGCUCCAACAACAGGAAAGGAGGUUAGACGUGAAGAGUCAUUUACACUCUCGGAACCAAAAAAGUUACAGACAGAUGACAUUGACAUAAACCCUGUUGUUUUUGUUAGUGAUGUUAGCACUAAAGAUUUUCAUUUCAAUCCCAUUUCUAGAGACGUGUCACAGGUUUUAAGUAAACGUCUGAAUGUGAAGUCGGCAAUGGUUGAUGAAUCAUCUCGUGUGAUUGGUGAAUUGGGUGUACCAUGCAUGAAUAAAUCAAUAGUGGCAGAUGGAAACUGUUUUUUUAGAGCACUUAGUCAAGCUGUUUAUAGCACCCAGGAAUAUCAUAGAAAAAUCCGUCUUGCUUUGGUCAAUCAGUUAAAAAAGAAUCCUCAAACGUAUCAAACCAUUUUAAGAAGUGAGUAUUCCUCAGUUUCGCAGUACCUCACCUCGUCCAGGAUGCAAUACGUUGGCAGUUGGGCAACUGAAGUGGAAAUUCAAGCUGCUUCUGAUUAUUUUGGCAUUAACAUAUUUACUUACUAUAAUGAUAAAUGGCUUAAAUACACUUCCAACAGCAACUUUUCACAGCAGGCUGUUUAUUUGGAGAAUAUUAAUGGUAACCAUUAUGAGACAGUGGUUUGUGUAAAACAACCUAACACAGGAACUUGUUAUGGUUAUUGUGGCCCUGUAAAUAGUAUUUCUGGUAGAUACAAUACUCGACAUGCCCCUACAGAACAUUUAAAAUGUUCAGUAGAAACUGUGACACUUGAGCCGAGUUCCAUAGAUACAGAUGGUGUUAGUGUUGUUCAUUCAAAUACUUUAUUUACUCCUAUGUCUGCAGAUUUUUGUAAAACUCUGUGUAAUCGGUUGAAAAUAGAUUUUGAGAAACACAAUUCUCAAGAAUCCACAUCAGGUGGGCCUUUAGGAAAUGUGUGUAAGACAGAACAUAUUAUUGAAGAUGGUAACAGUUUUUUUAGAGCUGUAGCUCAUGUAAUUAGUGGGUCACAGAAGGGCCAUCGUAAGAUCAGACUCGCUGUUGUUUCUUAUAUGUCCAAAAAUGCUGAAGAGUGUGAGAAGUUUCUGGGAAAAGAACAUGCUUCUGUGUCAGAAUACAUAAAAAAGUCACAGAUGAAUUAUGUCGGUCACUGUGCUACAGAAGUAGAAUUUAGAACUACAGCCAGUGUUGUAGGAUUACCCAUAUUUAUCAACAAUGGCACAGAGUGGGUCAAAUAUAGUUCUCAAACUGGUAAUUUUGUCACUGAGGGACUAUAUUUGUCAAACUGUAAUAAUCAUUUUGAACCCGUUCUUUGCAUAAGACUGGGUAAUAAAGAAACAUGCUUUGGGUUUUGUAAAGUUGAUUCUUUGUCAGACAACGUAAACAAAUGCAGAAGAUCAACUAUGAUGCAGUUAAAUGCUGACCCAAACAUGGAAAAGAUGAAAAUGAGGAAGAGUUUUUCUAGAUAUUUAAAGCAAAAUAAGGCUUCUGCAGAAGCCUCUAAUUAUAAAACGAUAAGUGCAGUUAAAGACAAAAUAAAAAGUCAGAAAAAAAAUGCAUACAAGCAAAAUGCUGCUUACAGAAAAGAUAAAGUUAAAUGGAGGGCCAUUUUCAACUACCAUCAUAAUUUGGCUCACAAAGAUAAAGUUAAACAGAGGGCCAUUUUCAACUACCAUCAUAAUUUGGCUCACAAAGACAAAGUUAAACAGAGGGCCAUUUUCAACUACCAUCAUAAUUUGGCUCACAAAGACAAAGUUAAACAGAGGGCCGUUUUCAACUACCAUCAUAAUUUGGCUUAUCAAGAAAAGCUUAAACAGAUGAGUGUGUAUAAGUACCAUCAUAAUUUGGCUCAUCGAGACAAAAUGAAAGAGUUGAGUGGAAAGAAAUACCGUAAUGUUAAACAUAAGACAUGUUUAAUAGAAAGUAUCCAGCAUAAAAGAAUGCUGAUUAAAGUAAAUUCACAAAACUUUGAUUUUGUUGUAGAUCAGUUUUUAGAGAAGGUGAAAGAUGGACCUGAUUUUGUGUGUUGUGUCUGCUCACGUUUGUUGUUUAGACAUCAGGUCUUAAAUUGUAAUCAAGAAUACUAUAGAAAAACCAAAGAAAUGUCACUUAUAGCAGAUAAAUGUAUAAGUGACAAUCAUCUGCACAAAUGCAAUGAUGCCUGUAGAUUACCUUGCAAAUUUAAUUUAUGUAGAAAUAAACUGUACAUCUGUUACUCGUGCCAUUAUAAAAUGGGUAAAUGUCAGAUACCCCCAGAAAGUUCAAUCAACAGGCUGACUGUUGAUCCCAUCCCACCUCAACUGGCAUGUUUAAAUACAUUAGAGCAACAUUUAAUAGCGAUGAAUAUACCAUUUAUGAAAAUGUUGGCUCUGCCUAAAGGUGGUCAGAAUGGGAUUCAUGGCCCGAUAACUUGUAUACCUGCAAAUAUAGUGGAAACGUGCAGUUUGUUACCACGUACCAACAUGGAGGGGUCUUUAUUACCUGUAAAGUUAAAGCGUAAAUUGACAUAUAAAGGACACUAUGAUUAUCAGUAUGUCGACACACAGCAUGUUCAGGAAGCUCUUCAGUAUUUAAAACAUCAUAAUUUGCAUUACAAAGAUGUAGAGUUCAAUGAGUCUUGGAUUAACACAUUUACUCAGGAAGAUGAGUCAUCUGUCUUGGAAAAGGAUAGUGGUUCUAGUAAAGAUGAAGAUACUUGCAUAGAUGGAGAAGAUGAGUUAUUGCAUGACAGACAACAACACUGUAUGUUUCAGGACACCUGUCUCAUGCCAGUAGAUAUAGGACAAGAAGCAUUGGACCAGUAUGUAGAUAACAUAUUAAAUGUAGCUCCAGGUGAAGGUAACAAUCCAGUGAAAUUGCUUUCAGAUUUUACAAAUGAAGCAAAAUGUUUUCCCGUCUUAUUUCCUUCAGGAUCAAAUACUUACUAUGAAAGCAGACAGUUUCGUUUGACUCUGAAUCGGUAUUUCAACAACAGGCUUCUUCAUGUCGAUGGUCGAUUUGCUAACAAUGUAGAGUAUAUAUUUUUUGCACAGUACAUGUCUGAACUAGAGCAAGUUGUGUCCAAAGUUUCUAUAGCUUUGCGUAAAGGUAAAAGCGGUGAAUCUCAGAAGUUGGGUAAUUUGAUACAGGAUCAGGAUUCUUUAAAUAAGCUGUUAGAGUUUGAUGAUGGCUACCGGUUUCUUAAACCAAUUCGCGGCACACCUGCUUUUUGGCAAUCUGCUCAGCGAGACCUCCUGGCUUGUGUGAAAAUGUUGGGCAAACCUACUUGGUUCGCAUCAUUUUCGUCAGCAGAUUUGAGGUGGACUAACCUUCUUUAUAGUAUUUUGAAACAGGAAGGCAGAACAGAGACAGUUGAACAGCUGGAGUGGGCUGAUAAAUGUGACCUCCUACGUAGGAAUCCAGUAACUGCUGCCCGAAUGUUUGAUUUUAGAUGGCAUGUCUUCUUAAGGGAAGUGCUGAUGUCUCCUGCUAAUCCCAUUGGUAAAAUAGAAGAUUAUUAUUAUCGUGUUGAGUUCCAGCAGCGUGGUUCUCCUCACUGUCAUUGCCUUUUCUGGGUUUCUGGUGCUCCCAUUUUAGAUAAGAACACAGAUGAGGAAGUCACUGCAUUUGUUGAUGAAUAUGUCACAUGUGAACUUCCUUCUGAAGACAAUUCACUACAUGAAGUCGUCUCAUCUGUCCAGCAGCACUCCAAACGUCAUUCAAAGACUUGUAGAAAGAAAAAAACUGUUUGUCGUUUUAAUUUUCCACGACCCGCAUCUGUUAGAACUUUUAUUAGCCGCGGUGAAAAGUAUCAAGAUGCAGUGAAGACUUGCAAGUGUGAUAAAACAGAUAGCACUGUACAGUGUGCCUGUGCGUCUCAAGAUAAAGCACGUAAACAGGAAAUGGACAAAGAAGUAGCAAGUGCCAUUUUAACUAAAGUGAAGACUGCUAUUUCUAGUGAAGACUGUCCAUAUAACAGUGUAGAAGGUCUGUUUCAGGGCCUAGGUAUCAGUCAGGAACUAUUUGAAAUGGCAUAUAAACGAUUUAGUCGAAAUACACAUGUUGUUUUGAAAAGGGAAGUUAAUGAAAUCUGGAUUAAUCAGUAUAGCAAGUUGCUGUUAAAAGCUUGGAAUGCUAAUCUUGAUAUCCAGUAUUGCGUCGAUGCUUAUGCAUGCUGUGUAUACAUAAUAUCAUACAUGUCUAAAAGUGAACGGGAAAUUGGCCUUCUGCUUGCUAAUUCUCAAAGAGAAGCAGCCAAAGAUGGUAAUCUUAGUGCUAAAGAGGCCUUGAAGAGUCUUGGUAAUGUUUAUCUUCAUAAUCGGGAUGUUUGUGCGCAGGAAGCAGUCUACAGGCUAACUAACAUGCAUCUUAAGGAGUGUUCUAGGAAAGUUGUGUUUGUUCCCACCGGUGAUAAUAUAGUGAAAAUGAGUUUGCCUAUUUCUGUUUUGAGGCAAAAAGCAGCAUCACAGGAUCUCACUUCAGAUGACAUGUGGAUGACCGGAUUAGUUGAUCGUUAUAAGAAGAGGCCAAAUGAUGAUGUGUUCAAUGAUAUGUGCCUGGCUACGUUUGCAUCAGAAUAUCGUGUUUUGAGUAAAAACGAAAAAUGUAGAAAUCCUAUAAAGUUAAGUAAUGAUUUAGGAUUUGUUACAAAAAGAACUCGGACUAAACCAGCGGUUGUUCGUUACGCGCGUUUCUCUGAAACCAAAGACCCAGAGAAAUUUUUUCAAAGCAUGUUGCAGUUGUUUUUACCGUACCGCCAUGAUAGUCAGCUUAAGCUUAACUGUGAAACUUUUGAGGAAUUUUACAGAACUGGUUUAAUUAGAUUUUUUGAUAGAACAAACCACUCGGUAAAGGCUGUUGUAGAUUUAAAUCGGAGUAAAUUUGAGUUAGAAUCUGAUCAUUUGGAUGCUGUGAAUAAUAUAGUCAGUGAUGUAAUGUUAGAAGAUGCAUGGUGUGAGUUGUGUCCGGCAGUUGAAAUGGAACGUUUGGAAUGUGUUGAAAUACUGAAAGAAUCAGAACCAACAGUAAGUGACGAGGCAGAAGUAAUCCCAGAUUUGGCUCCAUGUUCAAACCAAACUGCACAUUUAGAGAAGAGAAACACGAUGAGUAGAGGUGAAGGUCUGGCAUUGAUUAGGUCUUUAAAUGAAAAACAGUUUUCUGUUUUUAAUCAAAUCAGGCAGUGGUGUGUAGAUAAAGUUAAUGGUAAUAACCCUGAACCACUGCAUGUUUUUGUUACAGGCGGGGCGGGCGUUGGGAAAAGUCAUUUAAUUCGAGCAAUAGAGUAUGAAACACAGAGAUUACUGUCACCAAGCUGUAGACAUCCUGAUAAUGUAUGUGUAGUAUUGACAGCUCCUACUGGGAUUGCAGCAUAUAAUUUAGGUGCAACAACAAUCCACACUACACUGUCUAUAGGAAAGGAUGUGCGCUUACCGUACACUCCUCUGGGUGAAGAAAAACUAAAUUCUUUACGUACAAAAUAUUGUGAUCUGCAGCUUCUUAUUAUUGAUGAAAUAUCAAUGGUCGAUCAUAACCUGUUGUCCUAUGUUCAUGGUAGAUUACGUCAGAUUAAACAAACGGGUGACUUUUCACCUUUUGGAAAUGUCAGUGUAGUGGCCGUUGGAGAUUUCUUCCAGCUACCUCCUGUUAAAGGGAAGCCACUCUAUUCUGAUGGUGUAGGUAGCAACUUAUGGUCAAGCCUAUUUAAAGUUGUACAGUUAACUGAAGUCGUUAGACAGAAAGAUGCUGUGUUUUCUGGACUGCUAAAUAGAAUCAGAACUCAUACAAAAGGUACACCAUUGUUACCUGAGGAUUUAAAGGUUUUAAAAACUUGUGAAACAGGUGAGGCGAGCUCAGCAUUGCACAUAUUUGCAACAAAUAAUCAAGUAAAUAAUCACAACAUCCAUCAGUUAUGUCACGUUUGUCCUGAUUACAUAUCAAUUACAGCCAAAGAUUAUGUUAAUGAUAAAAGAACAGGCAAACUGAAGUUGUUGGAAGGGAAUCAUGCCAGAGCUUCUAAUACUAACUUGUCAGAAGUGUUACAGUUGGGUAAGGGUGCGCGUGUAAUGUUGUGUAAAAAUGUGGAUGUCAUUGACGGUUUAGUAAACGGAGUUUGUGGUACUUUGAUGGAAAUUAAAAUGUUAGAAAAUGACACCUUUCCUAAAAAAGUUUAUGUUCAGUUUGAUGACCAUCGUGUCGGCUUGCAGAGGAGGAAAACCUCCCAGUCUCUGUCAUCAAAUUUAGCUGGAUCUACACCUAUUGAACCCGAGGAGGAAAGAGCCACUGUUAAAGGUGGAUUACGUCGACAAUUUCCUCUUAAAUUAGCUUGGGCGGUUACGGUUCAUAAAGUUCAGGGACUCACUCUUGAAAACGCCGUUGUUAGUUUUAGAAAAAUAUUUGCACCAGGUCAAGCAUAUGUAGCACUUAGCCGUGUAACAAGUCUUUCAGGACUCACAAUUCAGGACUUUGAUGAAAAACGAAUCUAUUGUAAAGAAGACAUUACAGUUGCAGUUAGUAAUAUGACACCUUUUUUGACUCCAAACUCACAGUUCGACAGAUUUAACUCUUCUGCAUUCACUGUGUUUUUAAUGAAUGUCCAAAGUCUGAAUCGACACGUUAAAGACUUGGCUUUCUGCACACAACAUUUGCAACCUAAUUGCAUUGCUGUCACAGAAACAUGGGUAUCUACAGACAGAUCAGAUGCAGUAAAGAUUGAUGGCUAUAGUUUUUACAACUGCCCACGAGGUUUAGCUUAUUCUAGUACCCAUGAGUCAUUGGUUGCUUUUCAAGAACAACAACAUGGUGGUGUUGGCUUUUAUACUGCAGAUGGUGUGGCAUUUAAAAUGUUGCAAGCUCCAGACGUCAACUUGGAGAGUUUAGUGUAUAACUUUGUUAACUUACACAUAGUACUUGGACUCAUUUAUCGACCUCCUUUGUAUCCCCUUUCUUUGUUUAAAGUAAAUUUAACAAAGUUGCUUGAUUGGCUGGAGCUACAAAGUGAGACAUUAGUGCUAAUGGGAGAUUUUAAUGAUGACAUUUUAAAAUCAUCAACAAUAUUAAAACUUUUGACUGACAGAGGCUAUGCCCAAAUAGUCAAACAGCCAACAACCGAAAAAGGCACUUUAAUAGAUCAUGUCUAUGUAAAAUCCAACAAGUAUAUAACAGAAGCAUCUGUUAUUCCAACAUAUUUUAGUGAUCAUCAGGGCAUCAUGUGUGAUUUUACACGGCUUUAGUUCAUCUCAUAAAACAG
Molecule: messenger RNA, 8998 nt
Organism: Nothobranchius furzeri (turquoise killifish)
Lineage: Eukaryota; Metazoa; Chordata; Actinopteri; Cyprinodontiformes; Nothobranchiidae
Source: RefSeq, a predicted model, not a curated record